AUGAGGUUUGGUUGUUUUUGCUUUUUUCUUACGGUAAUUAUUACUCACUUUUUGUUCUUUUCACAGGAGAGAUACAAACGAGCCCUAGCUGACUCUGACAAUGUUAGAAGAAGAACACAGAAAUUUGUUGAGGACGCCAAACUAUUUGGGAUUCAGAGUUUCUGCCGUGACAUUGUGGAGGUGGCAGACCUGUUAGAGAAGGUUGAGGAGGGAGAUGGAGUACAGCAGCUGACACAAUACAUGGCACACAUACAGGGACGGCUGCAGGACAUCUUCACCAAGCAUGGACUGGAGAAGAUGAGCCCUGUGGGAUCCACCUACGACCCAUAUCAGCAUGAAAUAGUCUGUCAUACUCCAGCAGAGGGAGUGGAGCCUGGCACCAUAGCUGUGGUGAAGCAAGACGGUUACAUGCUGCAUGGACGUACCAUUCGCCAUGCCCAUGUGGGUAUAGCUGUGAAGACACAGGAGCAGUGACAGGACCUUAGUUAAGUCCUGUCCCGCUUAGGUUUUUUUUAUACACUCUCUCUCUCUUAGUAUGUACGAUACCAUUGUUCUUACAUCUCUAGACAACUACAUGUUUGACUUACUCUUUGAAGUAAUGGUUAUUUAUAUGCAUUUAUAAUUUUUUUUCC
This is a messenger RNA of Sinocyclocheilus rhinocerous, 632 nucleotides long. Its product is annotated as grpE protein homolog 2, mitochondrial-like. The transcript is spliced from 3 exons. The coding region runs from base 1 to 474 and encodes 157 amino acids. Gene Ontology annotation, biological process: protein folding; protein import into mitochondrial matrix. NCBI's taxonomy places the organism in Eukaryota, Metazoa, Chordata, Actinopteri, Cypriniformes, Cyprinidae. Gene Ontology annotation, cellular component: PAM complex, Tim23 associated import motor. Gene Ontology annotation, molecular function: adenyl-nucleotide exchange factor activity; protein-folding chaperone binding; protein homodimerization activity. The record is from RefSeq and is a predicted model, not a curated record.